AUGUCGAUUCUCCGCCUAGGCAUCCUAGGCGCAUCAGAAAAUGUCCAAACGAUCAUCAUCCCAAUCCUCGCCAGCCCAGCUCUCAAAACCCUAUUCAAUCCCAUCAUCAUCUACGCUGCAAGCGAAGGCACUGCAAAGCAAUGCCAAGCAGAGUUUAAUAUCUCCGAAUACACCACCAACGCUUCAGAAGUCAUAUCCCACCCAGAAGUAGACGUGGUGCUGAACCUCCUCCCCUUCGAAUACCACGAAGAAUACACCAUCGACGCUCUCAGGACCGGUAAACAUGUCAUGGUCGAGGUCCCACUCACCAUGAGCAUCCCCGCCCUACACCGCAUCCGCAAAGCAAUCGGCGAAGGCAAGGCCUACCGUUCAGGCCUUGCUAACAACACCGCCCUAGGCCCGCCAAAGAUUUUCGUCGGUUGCGCCCGUCGCUACGCACCUUGCUUUGUCGAUGUCUUUAAACAGGAACUCGCCAGCCUGGACCGCGUGUACUAUGCACGGUGCCGCAAUAUCUCGGGUCCCUUGCGUGUCCCUACCCCCGAGCACCCACCAGCCGCCAGGACAAACGGAAACGGGACUGUUUCCAACGGCAUGACCAACGGACAUACUAAUGGCAAUGGUACUGUGAACGGAUACACCGAUUGCAACGCUACCAACUGCACCUACGUUGCUGAUAACGUAACGCCAGUCACAAGCGACCAGCGCUUCAACGCCCUCCUAGGCGGCAUCUUCAAUGAUGAAGACCUCACGCCCGAGCGCGCGGCUUUCUGUCGCUUCCUUGGCGGCAUGGGCUGCCAUGAUCUCUCCCUGAUGCGCGAGUCACUGGGACUCCCCGACGCAGUCGCCAACGUAUCGAUCACAGACCCGUUCUACUCCGCGAUCUUCCACUACGAGGAUUCACUCGGUAUCUGUGCCUCUUCGGGUGAGGCGCACCCGUUCACCGUGCUGUAUGAAACGGGCGUGGACUCUGUCCCACGAAGCGACGCGCAUCUCACUGUUUAUGGAGCGACGAAGACGAUUUCUGUCGAAUAUGAUUUCCCCAUUUCGGCGGAACUGGCGGCCAAUGCGGGGGCGGGGGCAGGACAAAUUAAGGUUGUUGUUGAAGAAAGGGAGCUUGGUAAUGGCAAAGAAAAUAUGAAUGGGAAUGGGAAUGGGAAUGGGAAUGGAUAUUGCGAUGGAUUCGGCUCUCAUCCUCGCGUUAAGAGAACUGAGUUUGUUAGCUCAAUUGCUGAAGCGUAUGAGCGACAGUUCCGGGUUAUGCACAACUAUCUUACUGAUGGGGAUUCUGCGGGGACUGGAUUUGAGCCCAAGACGACGACAAAUGAUGCGGUGAUGGAUCUGCGGUUGCUCAAUAUGAUCUUUGCCCAUUAUGAUCGGCAGUGUGGGACAAUUCGGACUCCUUUGGGUUGA
Molecule: messenger RNA, 1410 nt
Organism: Penicillium verhagenii
Lineage: Eukaryota; Fungi; Ascomycota; Eurotiomycetes; Eurotiales; Aspergillaceae
Product: Gfo/Idh/MocA family protein
Exons: 1
Coding region: 1-1410 (469 amino acids)
Biological process (GO): NADPH regeneration
Cellular component (GO): cytoplasm
Molecular function (GO): nucleotide binding; oxidoreductase activity
Source: RefSeq, a predicted model, not a curated record